GGGGACAGGAUCUGAAGCAGGCUCUGCACCGACAGCAGAGAUUUGAGGCUCAAACUCACAGAUAUAGGAUGCUCAACUGACUGAGCCACCAAGGAGCCCCUUAGUGAGUAUUUUUAAAGGAGGGAGAAUAACUAAGAGUAGUCAACCCACCUACUUUUCUAUUUCUACCCUUGUAGUGGUCAAUUUUUCAAUAACGUAUCUAUCUUACAUUUUUUAAAUGUAAUUUGAACUUAACAUUUUUAGAUGCAAAUUUUUUAGAUCCCUCCUUAAUCCAUUUUUGAGAGCAUUUUUGAGAUCAUUGAAUUUAUAGCAUCUAUUCCAAACAAUUUCCCUCCUUAUGUAGCAACCUUUCACUUUGGCUAGGACUCAGACCACCCAAAGCUUCCGAGGUGGUCCCAGACAGUUAAAGCAAGGCCAAAGAUGGGUUUCAGAUUCUGAGACUAAAAUCUCCACGUUAUAAUUCUCUGCCUCAUGAAAUAAUGAUUGCUUCAAUAGCAGGUAUACGAUCUUAAUUAGUCUAAUCAGAGUAAAACUAAGUUUUGCUCUAUGACUGGGAAUGGGAAUCUCUUGUGGGGCGGAAAAUGAAAGCAGGUGACCAUAGUUGUAGGUGGAAUAAAUCUUGUGAACCUAAGGGAAGGUGGCUUUAGGAGUAAGCCUGCUUUAAACAAAACUAGCAUGUUUGUGUACUUAUUAAAUACUUUGGUAAAUUAUGAGAAGCUGGAACUAAAUUAUGACUUUACAUAAUGCAUUCCACCCCAAUAUUUUACUUCAUUUUCUCCCAGUUCACAGUUCACUGCUGUUAAGGAAAUCUACAGAGAUGCCUUCUUGUACUAUAAUAACUAUCUAUUUGUGUUCCAUCUUACAGUUUAUCCAAUUUCAUAUCCUCUGAGAAGACUCUCAAAGUGACUCAUGUAUACUUUCCCUUUGCAUUACAACCGAAAGAAGGCCAAGUAAUGAUUCAGUCUUCUUUCAGGUUUUCAGUCCUCUCAGAAAUACUACAAACUUCUGGGGGCCAGGAAUCACAUCUUGUUUUUAAAACAAUACUAACAACAUCAGAAACGGUAAAGAGUAUAAAACAAUUCUUAUGGAAGAUAGAAUAUAUUUUUAAUCACUACACACAAUGAGUAAAACAACAUUUGUUUCUAAAGGGACAUUUAUAUUAGUGGAAUUUAGGUAGCUUUCAUCUAACCGAAAAUCUGUGGAGACGCAUGGUGGCGCUGCAGGAUAACAUCGCGCCGGGGGAAAAGAAACUGAAUUGGAUGAUGUCCUGGACCCUGUUACCCAGUGCGCACAGAGCGUUGGGAAGACAAAAAGAACACACCUUCAAAGGGCGAACUACAAGCUAUUCAACGGGGUUAAAAUCCUUAGGCCUCCGAAGAUUCGACGGACAUUAUCAGAGGCACAUUUCCCAGAACUGCGAAGGGUAGCUGAAGCGAUUCUGCAGGAAGCUUUCAGGAAAGGAGCUAUGGAGAACGGAAGAGCAGACACUCUGCAGAUAAGGCAAGUCCUGCUUCUCUUUGUUUUGCUAGGAAUAUCUCAGGCGGGUUCCGAGUCCGGGCGCUUUUCUGUGGCAGAAGAAAUGCAGAGUGGGAGCUUUGUAGGCAACUUGGCAAAGGACCUGGGAGUAGAAGUGGGUGAGCUGUUCUCAAGGGGGGCUCAGGUGGUCCCUAAUGAUAACAAAAACCGUUUGCAGCUGGACAAAAACACCGGGGAUUUGCUCUUAAGCGAAUCGCUAGACCGGGAGGAGCUCUGUGGCUCCACUGAGCCUUGUGUGCUGCAUUUCCAGGUGUUAAUGAAAAACCCUUUGCAGUUUUUACGCAUUGAGCUCCAGGUCACGGACAUAAAUGACCACUCUCCCAUAUUCUUAGAAAAAGAAAUGCUCCUAGAAAUCCCAGAGAAUAGUCCUGUUGGUGCUGUGUUCUUACUAGAAAGUGCGAAGGAUUUAGAUGUAGGAAUCAAUGCUCUGAAGAACUACAUAAUAAGCCCCAACUCUCAUUUCCACAUUAAAAUGCGAGUCAAUCCGGACAAUAGGAAAUACCCAGAAUUGGUUCUGGACAAGGCACUGGAUUAUGAAGAGCAGUCGGAGCUCAGUUUCAUCCUUACUGCUCUGGAUGGUGGGUCUCCACCUAGGUCUGGGACUGCAACUGUCCGGGUGGUGGUUGUGGACACUAAUGACAACUCUCCCGAGUUUGAGCAACCAUUUUAUGAGGUGAAGAUUCCAGAGAAUAGCAUAUUAGGCUCACUCAUUGUCACCGUCUCAGCUUGGGAUUUAGACUCAGGAAAAAAUGGAGAAAUAUCAUAUUCUUUUUCCCAUGCCUCAGAAGAUAUUCUCAAGACAUUUGAAAUUAAUCAAAAGUCUGGAGAAGUCAGUUUAACAGCAUCCAUGGAUUUUGAAACAAUUGAAUCAUAUUCAGUAAUCAUUCAAGCUACAGAUGGGGGAGGUCUCUUUGGAAAAUCAACAGUCAGAAUUCAGGUGAUGGAUGUGAAUGACAAUGCUCCUGAAAUAGCCAUAUCGUCAAUUACCAGUCCAGUCCCAGAAAAUUCGCCUGAGACUGUGGUUAUGGUUUUUAGCAUCCGAGACAGAGACUCUGGGGACAAUGGGAGGAUGAUUUGUUCUAUCCCAGAAGACCUCCCUUUCAUGCUAAAAUCUUCAGUUGAGAAUUAUUACACUUUGGAAACGGAGAAAAUGCUGGAUAGAGAGAGCCAGGCCGAGUACAACAUCACCAUCACC
This is a messenger RNA of Herpailurus yagouaroundi (jaguarundi), 2731 nucleotides long. Its product is annotated as protocadherin beta-11-like. The annotation marks the transcript as partial. Gene Ontology annotation, biological process: homophilic cell-cell adhesion. Gene Ontology annotation, molecular function: calcium ion binding. Gene Ontology annotation, cellular component: plasma membrane. The transcript has a single exon. The record is from RefSeq and is a predicted model, not a curated record. NCBI's taxonomy places the organism in Eukaryota, Metazoa, Chordata, Mammalia, Carnivora, Felidae.